This is a messenger RNA of Arxiozyma heterogenica, 2877 nucleotides long. It is a transcript of the gene ADE3, whose product is annotated as trifunctional formate-tetrahydrofolate ligase/methenyltetrahydrofolate cyclohydrolase/methylenetetrahydrofolate dehydrogenase ADE3. The coding region runs from base 1 to 2877 and encodes 958 amino acids. The record is from RefSeq and is a predicted model, not a curated record. Lineage: Eukaryota; Fungi; Ascomycota; Saccharomycetes; Saccharomycetales; Saccharomycetaceae. Gene Ontology annotation, molecular function: methenyltetrahydrofolate cyclohydrolase activity; formate-tetrahydrofolate ligase activity; ATP binding. Gene Ontology annotation, cellular component: cytosol. Gene Ontology annotation, biological process: tetrahydrofolate interconversion. The transcript has a single exon.
AUGGCACAAAUUAUAGACGGGAAAGAAUGUGCUCUUUCCAUCCGUAAUGAAAUUGCUUCUGAAAUAGAUUCCUUAAAACAAUCUAUGCCGGAUUUCAAACCAUCUCUGGCCAUUAUUCAAGUAGGUACGCGUCCUGAUUCUUCCACCUAUGUUCGUAUGAAAAGAAAUGCUGCUAAAGAUGCCCAAAUCAACGUCCAAUUCAUCCAUUUGGACAAGGAUGUCACUGAAUCCCAACUGUUAAAACAUGUCUCUGAAUUGAACCAGGCUGAAUCGAUCCAUGGUAUCAUCAUACAGUUGCCUUUGCCCCCACACAUCAACGAGGACAAAGUCACCUCUGCAGUUUUACCUGAAAAGGACGUAGACGGGUUUGGCCCAUUCAAUGUGGGUGAAUUGGCCAAGAGACAUGGCAAUCCAACUUUCUUGCCUUGCACUCCAAAGGGGAUCAUAGAAUUAUUAAACCGUUACAAAGUCCAGAUCGAAGGCACUCGUUCCGUUGUGGUUGGUAGAUCAGACAUCGUUGGGUCUCCAGUGGCCGCUUUAUUAACCCACUUGAAUUCCACUGUCACCUUGGUCCAUUCAAAGACUCCAAACAUUGAAACCUACUUCAAGGAUGCUGACAUCGUGGUCGUGGCAAUAGGUCAACCUGAAUUCAUCAAAGGUGAAUGGUUCAAAGACAAUAAAAGAGGCUGCACCGUAGUUGAUGUAGGUACAAACUACGUAGAGGAUGCUACUAAGAAAUCUGGUUUUAGGUGCGUUGGUGACGUUGAAUUCGAGGUCGCUAAACAAUAUGUCAAACUGAUUACUCCAGUCCCAGGUGGUGUGGGUCCAAUGACCGUGGCCAUGUUAAUGCAAAAUACUUUGAUCGCUGCAAAGAGAUACUACAGUGACAUUUAUGAUAUAGGCCUUGAUAGUGCAAACAGUAACAAACCCUUAUAUGCAAAUGAGCCAUUGAAGUUAUUGAAACCUGUUCCAUCAGAUUUCGAAAUCUCCAGAGCUAGAAUACCAAAAGAGAUCACUCAAAUCGCCAAAGAAUCAGGUAUUCACGACUCGGAAUUCGAACCUUACGGUUCUGUAAAAGGUAAAGUUGAUUUAAAGAUUCUUGAUCGUUUAAAGGAUAGAGAAAACGGUAAAUAUAUCUUAGUGACAGGUAUCACUCCAACACCACUUGGUGAAGGUAAAUCUACUACCACCAUUGGAUUAGCUCAGGCUCUUGGGGCCCAUCUAAAUAAAACAGUCUUUGCUAACGUGCGUCAACCUUCCAUGGGUCCAACCUUUGGUAUUAAAGGUGGUGCUGCAGGUGGUGGUUAUUCUCAAGUUAUUCCAAUGGAUGAAUUCAAUUUACAUGUCACUGGUGAUAUCCACGCUAUCUCCAUGGCAAACAACUUGCUGGCUGCUGCCAUUGACACCAGAAUGUUCCAUGAAUCAACACAAAAGGAUGGUCCACUAUAUAAAAGAUUGGUUCCAACAAAGAAAGGUCAAAGAAAAUUCACUAAAUCCAUGAUAAGAAGAUUAUCUAAAUUGGGUAUCAAUAAGACCAAUCCAGAUGAUUUAACAGAAGAUGAGAUUCACAGAUUUGCUCGUUUGAAUAUUGACCCAGAUUCUAUCAGUUGGAGACGUGUUGUUGACUGUAACGACAGAUUUUUACGUGGUAUUACCGUUGGUGAAGCCCCUACUGAACGUGGUUUCACAAGAAAGACUGGAUUUGACAUAUCUGUUGCUUCUGAGUGUAUGGCAAUUUUGGCUCUUUGUAACUCCUUAGAAGAUUUAAGAGAAAGAUUAGGUAGAAUUGUUAUUGGUACCAAUAAAGAAACUGGUGAACCUGUUACUUGUGAAGAUAUCGGCUGUGCUGGUGCCAUGACUGCGUUAUUAAAGGAUGCCAUCAAACCAAACAUUAUGCAAACUUUGGAAGGUACUCCUGUCUUCGUUCAUGCAGGUCCAUUUGCCAAUAUCUCCAUUGGCGCAAGCUCAGUGUUAGCCGAUAAGAUUGCUUUGAAAUUAGCAGGUGUAAAUCCAAAAUGGACUCCAGAAAUGAAAGCCAACAAAGUUGGUUAUGUCAUCACUGAAGCAGGUUUUGAUUUCACUAUGGGUGGUGAAAGAUUUAUCAACAUCAAAUGCCGUUCCUCCGGUUUAACUCCAGAUGUUGUCGUUAUUGUAGCUACUGUAAGAGCAUUAAAAGUUCACGGUGGUGGUCCAGAAGUCAAAGCUGGUUCCCCAUUACCGACUGAAUAUUUGAAUGAGAACUUAGAAUUAUUAGAAGCUGGGUGUGCAAAUUUGGCUAAGCAUAUUGCUAAUGCAAGACAGUACAACCUACCUGUCGUGGUUGCUAUCAACAAAAUGUCUUCUGAUACUGAUAGAGAACAUGAAAUAAUUAAAGAGCAAUCCUUAAAGGCCGGCGCUGUUGAUGCCAUCGUAUCAAACCACUGGGAAGAAGGUGGUCUUGGCGCUGUGGAUUUAGCACAUGGUAUAAUCAAGGCCACUCAGGAUUGCUCAAAUGAUCAAUUCAAGUUCUUAUACGAGCUAGAUACUGGUUUGUCUAUUGAAGACAAGCUUACAAAAAUUGCCCAAGACAUGUAUGGUGCAAAGGACAUUGAAUUAAGUGAAAUCGCUCAAAAAAAGAUCGAUUUGUAUACAUCUCAAGGAUUUGGUAACUUACCAAUAUGUAUUGCCAAGACUCAAUAUUCCUUAUCUCACGAUCCAGCAUUGAAGGGUGUUCCAAAUGGAUUCACAUUCCCAAUCAGGGAUGUUAGGAUUGCUAGUGGUGCACAAUAUCUUUAUGCAUUAGCUGCUGAAAUCCAAACCAUUCCUGGAUUACCAACUCAUUGUGGGUUUAUGAAUAUUGAAGUCAACGAAGAUGGUGAAAUCGAAGGUAUGUUUUAA